UCUUGGCACAACUUAUAAACAACAGAAAUCUGAGUUGUGGGAAUAUAAUUUAUAAACAGAAAAAAAAAAUGUCUGUGAAUUGUGUUCUGAAGAUGAAAGUAAAUACAUAGGGACAUAUGGUAUUCCUUUAAAAGUUGCCAGAUCAUAAUUGUGUGGCAAGACAGUUAUCAGAAAUUAAUCCCUCUGUUGAGAGCAAUUGAAGACACUAUCCUAAUGUAGGACCUUUGGAGGAGCCAGCAUUAACAGAAGAAAACUCGUAUCAAAGGCUUGAGGUGGGGAUGAAUCCAAUCCAGCCUGAAAAAAAUCUGCACCAGGUUUGAAUAAUCACCCCAUCCUCCAGUGUAAGUGAUGCUAAGAAGCACAAACUGCCUUUUGAAUCGAAGUCCCUGUGUUUUCUGUGAAGAAGCUGUAAGUGGGGUGGGACAGAGAUGGCACCUGGGAGUUCUAAGGCAACUGCUCCUCUCUGAGACAGACAGGCAUCAGGAGCCAGACUGGGACCAGACCACCAGCAGCAACACAUCAGAGGAUGUUCUCUAAGGAAGACCAUGGCACUUAAGAACAUUAAGUACUUUCUUAUCUUCUACCUCAGUUUCUCACUGCUCAUCUACAUAAAAAAUUCCUUUUGCAAUAAAAACGACACCAGGUGCCUCUCAAAUUCUUGCCAAAACAAUUCUACAUGCAAGGGUUUUUCAAAAGACAAUGAUUGCUCUUGUUCAGACACAACCAAUAACUUGGACAAAGACUGUGACAACAUGAAAGACCCUUGCUUCUCCAAUCCCUGUCAAGGAAGUGCCACUUGUGUGAACAUCCCAGGAGAAAGGAGCUUUCUGUGCAAAUGUCCUCCUGGGUACAGUGGAACAAGCUGUGAAACUACCACUGGUUCCUGUGGCACGAACUCCUGCCAACAUGGAGGUAUUUGCCAUCAGGACCCUAUUUAUCCUGUCUGCAUCUGCCCUGCGGGAUAUGCUGGACGAUUCUGUGAGAUAGAUCAUGAUGAGUGUGCUUCCAGCCCUUGCCAAAAUGGGGCUGUGUGCCAGGAUGGAACUGAUGGCUACUCCUGCUUCUGUGUCCCAGGAUAUCAAGGCAGGCACUGUGACUUGGAAGUAAAUGAAUGUGCUUCUGAUCCCUGCAAGAAUGAGGCUACAUGCCUCAAUGAAAUAGGAAGAUAUACUUGUAUCUGUCCCCACGAUUAUUCUGGUGUAAACUGUGAAUUGGAAAUUGACGAAUGUUGGUCGCAACCUUGUUUAAAUGGUGCGAGUUGUCGGGAUGCUCUGGGGGCUUAUUUCUGCGACUGUGCCCCUGGAUUCCUCGGGGAUCACUGUGAACUCAACAUUGAUGAGUGCGCCAGUCAGCCGUGUCUCCAUGGAGGGCUGUGUGUGGAUGGGGAAAACAGAUAUAGCUGUAACUGCACGGGUAGUGGAUUCACAGGGACACACUGUGAUACUUCGAUGCCUCCUUGUUGGUCAAAACCUUGUCACAAUAAUGCUACAUGUGAGGACAGUGUUGACAAUUAUACUUGUCACUGCUGGCCUGGAUACACAGGUGUCCAGUGUGAGAUCGACAUCAACGAAUGCAGUAGUAACCCCUGCCAGUCUGAUGGGGAAUGUGUGGAGCUGUCCUCAGAGAAACAAUAUGGACACAUCGUUGGACUGCCUUCUUCUUUCAGCUAUCAUGAAGCCUCAGGUUAUGUUUGUGUCUGUCAGCCUGGAUUCACAGGAAUCCACUGUGAAGAAGACAUCAAUGAAUGUUCUUCAAAUCCUUGCCAAAAUGGUGGCACUUGUGAGAACUUGCCUGGGAAUUAUACUUGCCAUUGCCCAUUUGAUAACCUUUCUAGAACUUUUUAUGGAGGAAGAGACUGUACUGAUAUUCUCCUGGGCUGUACCCAUCAGCAAUGUCUAAAUAAUGGAAUAUGCAUCCCUCACUUCCAAGAUGGCCAGCAUGGAUUCAGCUGCCUGUGUCCGUCUGGCUACACCGGGUCCCUGUGUGAAAUUGCAACCACACUUUCAUUUGAGGGCGAUGGCUUCCUGUGGGUCACAAGUGACUCAGUGACAACCAAGGACUCAGUUUGUAACAUAGCCCUCAGGUUUCAGACCGUUCAGCCAAUGGCACUUCUACUUUUCCGAGGCAACAGGGAUGUGUUUGUGAAGCUGGAACUGCUAAGUGGCUACAUUCACUUAUCAAUUCAGGUCAAUAAUCAGCCAAAGGUGCUGCUGUACAUUUCCCACAACACCAGUGAUGGAGAGUGGCAUUUCGUGGAGGUAACAUUUGCAGAGGCUGUGACCCUUACCUUAAUCGGCGACUCCUGUAAGGAGAAAUGCAUCACUAAAGCUGCUUCUCCAUUUGAAAGUGAUCAAUCAAUAUGUGCUUUUCGGAACUCCUUUUUGGGUGGUUUACCGGUGGGAAGGACCAGCAGUGGUGCUGCUCUGCUUAACUUCUAUAAUAUACCAUCCACACCUUCGUUUGUAGGCUGUCUCCAAGACAUUAAAAUUGAUUGGAAUCACAUUACCCUGGAGAACAUCUCAUCUGGCUCAUCACUGAAUGUCAAGCCAGGCUGUGUACGAAAGGAUUGGUGUGAAAGCCAACCUUGUCAAAGCAGGGGACACUGCAUCAACUUGUGGUUGAGUUACCAGUGUGACUGCCACAGGCCCUACAAAGGCCCCAGCUGCCUGCGAGAGUACGUGGCAGGCAAAUUUGGCCAUGAUGACUCCACUGGAUAUGCUGUCUUUACUCUUGAUGAGAGCCAUGGAGACACCGUCAGCCUCUCCAUGUUUGUCCGAACGCUUCACCCAUCAGGCUUACUGCUGGCUUUGGAAAACAGCACUUACCAAUAUAUCCGCGUCUGGCUAGAGCACGGCAGAUUAGUAAUGCUGACUCCAAGCUCUCCAAAAUUAGUAGUAAAAUUUGUUCUUAAUGAUGGAAAUGUCCACUUGAUAACUUUGAAAAUCAAGUCAAAUAAAAUUGAACUGUAUAAAUCUUCACAAAACCUGGGAUUUAUUUCUGCUUCUACCUGGAAAAUUCAAAAGGGAGAUGUCAUGUACCUCGGUGGCCUACCUGACAGGCAAGAGACAGAACUUAAUGGUGGAUUCUUCAAAGGCUGUAUCCAAGAUGUAAGACUAAACAACCAAAAUCUGGAAUUCUUUCCAAAUUCAACAAACGAGGCAUCGCUCAACCCGGUUCUUGUCAACGUAACCCAAGGCUGUCCCGGAAACAACUUCUGCGAGUCCAACCCCUGUCACAAUGGAGGUGUUUGCCAUUCCCUGUGGGAUGACUUCUCCUGUUCCUGCCCUGCCAACACGAGUGGGAAAGCCUGUGAAGAAGCUCAGUGGUGUGGACUCAGCCCGUGCCCUCCCAGGGCCCAGUGCCAGCUGGUGCCUCAAGGAUUUGAAUGUAUUGCAAAUGCUGUUUUUAAUGGACAAAGCAGUCAAAUAUUAUUCAGAAGCAAUGGGAAUAUUACCAGAGAACUCACCAAUAUCACAUUUGGUUUCAGAACAAGGGAUACAAAUGUAAUAAUAUUGCAUGCAGAAAAAGAUCCUGAAUUUCUUAAUAUUAGCAUUCAAGAUUCCAGAUUAUUCUUUCAAUUGCAGAGUGGCAACAGCUUUUACACGCUGAGCCUGACAAGUGUGCGGUCAGUGAAUGACGACCUGUGGCACCGAGUGACUCUUUCCAUGGCAGACCCGCUGGCCCAGACCUCCAGGUGGCAAAUGGAAGUGGACAACCAAACACCUUUUGUGACUAGCACAAUUGCUACUGGAAGCCUCAACUUUUUGAAGGAUAAUACAGAUAUUUAUGUGGGUGACAGAGCUAUUGACAAUAUAAAAGGCCUGCAAGGGUGUCUAAGUACAAUAGAAAUCGGAGGGAUUUAUCUCUCUUACUUUGAAAAUGUUCGUGGGUUCACUAAGAAACCUCAGGAAGAGCAGUUUCUCAAAAUCUCUACCAAUUCAGUGGUCACUGGCUGUUUGCAGUUAAAUGCCUGCAACUCCAACCCCUGUUUGCAUGGAGGAAACUGUGAAGACAUCUACAGCUCUUAUCAUUGCUCCUGUCCCUUGGGAUGGUCAGGGAAACACUGUGAACUCAACAUUGAUGAAUGCUUUUCAAAUCCCUGUAUCCAUGGCAACUGUUCUGACAGAGUUGCAGCCUACCACUGCAGAUGUGAGCCUGGAUACACUGGUGUGAACUGUGAAGUGGCUAUAGACAAUUGCCGGAGUCACCAGUGUGCAAAUGGAGCCACCUGCAUUAGUGAUACUAAUGGCUAUUCUUGCCUCUGUUUGGGAAAUUUUACAGGAAAAUUUUGCAGACAGAGCAGAUUACCCUCAACAGUCUGUGGAAAUGAGAGGACAAAUCUCACUUGCUACAACGGAGGCAACUGCACAGAGUUCCAGGCUGAAUUAAAAUGUAUGUGCCGGCCAGGUUUUACUGGAGAAUGGUGCGAAAAGGACAUUGAUGAGUGUGCCUCUGAUCCGUGCGUCAAUGGAGGACUGUGCCAGGACUUACUCAACAAAUUCCAGUGCCUCUGUGAUGUUGCCUUUGCCGGCGAGCGCUGCGAGGUGGACUUGGCAGAUGGCUUGGUCUCGGAUGUUUUCAGCGCCCUUGGCUCAGUGACCCUCGCCUUGUUACUGAUCCUCUUGCUGGUUGUCGUUGCUUCUGUUGUCACCUCCAACAAAAGGGCAACUCAGGGAGCCUACAGCCCCAGCCGUCAGGAGAAGGAGGGCUCUCGAGUAGAAAUGUGGAACUUGAUGCCGCCCCCUGCGAUGGAGAGACUGAUUUAGGAGCAUCGUGUCCCUUCGGGAUCGGGAUCCACACACUGUGAAUGUGACGACUGUUCUUCAGGGGUCUCUGACAUGCCUGACGAUGUGAAUCUGCGACUGGGAUUACACUGCAACUACAGGAAUGAUUCCUUUGACUACCUUAAAGGCUUUCACGUGGUUCCAUGGACACCAUUGUUUUAUUGUUAUAUCAGCCAAUCACAAAAUAAGUCUGUGCCAGUGAUUUCAGCCUUAUAAUUAGCAAAACGUCUUCCAGAGAGUAAAGUCUUUUGAGCAGAGCUCCAGUGCAUAUCACUUAAACUCUUUCCUCUUUUCAACCUGGGACAACGUUUAGUCUGCACUUUAGGUUUCUGCACUUUCUGUAGUUUCUAUGUAAACUGCCAUACGUUUACACAGAAACCAUAGGAAAGAAAUUGGCUAUAUUUCUCACUUCUCCUAUCAUGUGGUCCAAGGUUAUUGUUGUGUACCAGUGAUGGGUCGUAUACUUUUGUCCUUCACUCAUGGAUGCAGAGAAAGCCAUGGGAGUGACCUGUGGUUCAAAAAAGUGACCCAAUGGCAACAAAUAAAAAUUGAAAUGUGGUUGUUCUCCUUUCUGA
Molecule: messenger RNA, 5359 nt
Organism: Cebus imitator (Panamanian white-faced capuchin)
Lineage: Eukaryota; Metazoa; Chordata; Mammalia; Primates; Cebidae
Gene: CRB1
Product: crumbs cell polarity complex component 1
Exons: 12
Coding region: 546-4766 (1406 amino acids)
Biological process (GO): heterophilic cell-cell adhesion; establishment or maintenance of epithelial cell apical/basal polarity
Cellular component (GO): protein-containing complex; plasma membrane
Molecular function (GO): calcium ion binding
Source: RefSeq, a predicted model, not a curated record